UGAUACGUUGUGAGCACGUAUACAUUUACCCUAUACACCAACAAUUACGCCACCUAUACGGCAAGAGUGCAGAAGGUUUUGUUUCGUUGAAAUUUCUGUCAACCAAUUUAUUGCGAUGUCGAUGAUGUUGCCGACAAAAAUUUAUUCUCUGACGCGGAUUGCUCCCAGGAUAUUGAGCAUACAAGCUCGCAAUAAAUACUAUUAUGUCAAUAAAGAUGAAGGCCAAAAAUGGGGUGACAUUGCAUCGCGGGCUGUGAAUACAAUGUUUUUGCAAGAAUUGUUUCGUGGAAUGGGUGUAGCUUUGGCUCAUUUCUUUAAAGAACCAGCAACGAUCAAUUAUCCUUUUGAAAAAGGACCAUUAAGUCCUAGAUUUCGAGGAGAGCACGCUUUAAGAAGAUAUCCAUCUGGUGAGGAAAGAUGCAUUGCUUGCAAACUAUGUGAAGCUAUUUGCCCUGCACAAGCUAUUACUAUUGAAGCUGAAGAAAGAGCUGAUGGUUCCAGGCGAACAACUAGAUAUGAUAUUGACAUGACAAAAUGUAUCUACUGUGGAUUUUGUCAAGAAGCUUGCCCUGUGGAUGCCAUAGUCGAAGGGCCCAACUUUGAGUUUUCAACAGAGACACACGAGGAAAUGUUGUACAACAAGGAGAAGUUAUUAAAUAAUGGAGAUAAGUGGGAAUCUGAAAUAGCUUCAAAUCUACACGCAGAUCAUCUGUAUCGUUAAAAUAAAUUUAAUGGAAAGUCAAAAUGAUAUCUAAGUUUUUUUUUAAACAAAUCGGAAUUAGAUUCCAUAGUGUAAAAUAGAAACUCUAAAUUGUUAUAAUAAUAAUAAUUUAUAAAAAUAUUUCGUUUAAAUAAUCAUGUUUAAGAUUUUUAUUAGUAUAGCCUUUAAUGUUAUUAUCGUUUCAUUUUUUACGACUAAUUAAUAAUAAAAUGAAAGGACAAUGAUAAAAGAAACUCAGAAUUAAAAAAAA
Molecule: messenger RNA, 971 nt
Organism: Nasonia vitripennis (jewel wasp)
Lineage: Eukaryota; Metazoa; Arthropoda; Insecta; Hymenoptera; Pteromalidae
Gene: ND-23
Product: NADH dehydrogenase (ubiquinone) Fe-S protein 8, 23kDa (NADH-coenzyme Q reductase)
Exons: 5
Coding region: 116-721 (201 amino acids)
Biological process (GO): mitochondrial electron transport, NADH to ubiquinone; mitochondrial respiratory chain complex I assembly
Cellular component (GO): membrane
Molecular function (GO): 4 iron, 4 sulfur cluster binding; NADH dehydrogenase activity
Source: RefSeq, a predicted model, not a curated record